Messenger RNA from Mytilus trossulus (common blue mussel), 7205 nucleotides. RefSeq names its product DNA polymerase epsilon catalytic subunit A-like. Lineage: Eukaryota; Metazoa; Mollusca; Bivalvia; Mytilida; Mytilidae. The record is from RefSeq and is a predicted model, not a curated record. Gene Ontology annotation, biological process: DNA replication proofreading; mitotic cell cycle; DNA replication. Gene Ontology annotation, cellular component: epsilon DNA polymerase complex; nucleus. Gene Ontology annotation, molecular function: zinc ion binding; DNA-directed DNA polymerase activity; DNA binding. Bases 45 to 6884 code for a protein of 2279 amino acids. The transcript has 51 exons.
UCGUUUUUUUAAACGUGAAAUUAAUCUCCCGCCACAACCUAAAAAUGGUUCUACAGAACAGUGGGAAAUAUAAAUCAGAUAAAUAUUAUAAAUCAGACAGAGACAAUGGCGAAGGAGGUCAAGAAUCGGACAAAAGAUUACUGAGAUCCCAACAGAAUGAUUCUCUUGACAAGAAAUUUGGAUAUGAACGCUACAAAGAUCCUAAAGAACGUGUUGGAUGGCUUAUCAACAUGCACCCUGCUGAUAUCUUGGAUGAGAAUAAACAGUUGAUAAGUGCUGUUGACUAUUACUUCUUAGAAGAUGAUGGGGGUAGAUUUAAGGCCACCCUUCCGUUCAGACCUUACUUCUUUGUGGCUGCUAGAGGUAAUUGUGGGAGAGAAGUCUCAUCCUAUCUGACCAAAAAAUUUGUUGGCAAAAUAGCCACAGUAGAAACAGUCAAGAAAGAGGAUCUAGACUUGCCAAAUCAUUUAGUUGGUUUAAAGAGAACUUAUCUAAAGUUGUCAUUUGUAUCAACUGAAGAAUUGAUGAAAGUAAAGAGAGAAAUCCAGCCAGCUGUCAGAAAAAAUAAAGAAAGGGAAAAAUCAAGUGAAGUCUACACAGCCAUGUUAUCAAGUUUCUUGAUUGGUGAUGAAGAUGAAGAGGCCAAAAAAGUUACGGACCAAAUGGACAAUAUUAUAGAUAUCAGAGAAUAUGAUGUUCCAUACCAUACCAGAGUAUCUAUAGACUUGAAGAUAUUUGUUGGACACUGGUAUUCUAUUAGAGGACGUGGCCAUCAAGCCCCAGAUAUAAAACUAAGAGAAGAUAUCAUGCAUAGACCUGAUCCUAUAGUAUUUGCAUAUGACAUAGAGACAACCAAACUACCAUUAAAGUUUCCAGAUGUUCAAACAGACCAAGUUAUGAUGAUAUCUUAUAUGAUAGAUGGUCAGGGGUACCUGAUAACCAACAGAGAAAUUGUGUCGCAGGAUGUGGAGGACUUUGAGUACACACCACGACCAGAAUUUGAAGGCCCAUUUAUUAUAUUUAAUGAAGCAGAUGAGGUGGCACUUCUGAGAAGAUUUUUUGACCAUAUUAUUGAAGUAAAGCCAAAUAUAUUUGUCACAUAUAACGGAGAUUUCUUUGAUUGGCCAUUUGUAGAGGGUCGAGCAGCCAUGCAUGACAUUGAUAUGUUCCAGGAGAUAGGUUAUCAGAAGGAUACUCAAGGAGAGUAUAAAUCUAGACCAUCAAGUCACAUGGACUGCUUCAAGUGGGUAAAGAGAGACAGUUAUUUACCAGUAGGAAGUCAAAAUCUAAAAGCAGUGGCCAAGGCUAAGCUUAGAUAUGACCCUGUUGAAUUGGAUCCAGAAGAAAUGUGUAGAAUGGCUAGUGAAGAACCUCAGGUGUUAUCUAAUUACUCUGUGUCAGAUGCUGUUGCCACCUACUACCUAUAUAUGAAAUAUGUUCAUCCAUUUAUAUUUGCCUUAUGUACCAUCAUCCCUAUGGAACCAGAUGAGGUUUUAAGAAAAGGGUCAGGAACUUUGUGUGAAGCUUUAUUAAUGGUACAAGCUUACCAUGCCAACAUUAUCUACCCAAACAAACAAGAACAGGUGUGGAACAAAUUGACAGAGGAUGGACAUGUGUUAGACUCAGAGACUUAUGUUGGAGGUCAUGUGGAAGCCUUAGAAUCAGGAGUAUUUAGAGCUGAUAUUCCUUGUAGAUUUAGAAUGGUUCCUGAAGCUUUCCAGAAUCUUAUAGACAAAGUGGAAAAUACUAUGAAGCAUGCUAUUGAGGUGGAGGAAAAUAUCCCUAUGGAAUAUGUUACAAACUUUGAUGAAGUGUGUGCUGAUAUUGUAGAACGACUGUCAAUGUUAAGAGACUGUCCUAACAGGCUGGAGAACCCUAUUAUUUACCAUCUUGAUGUUGGGGCUAUGUAUCCUAAUAUUAUUCUGACCAAUCGACUACAGCCUCCAGCCAUUGUUGAUGAAGCAACUUGUGCAGCAUGUGAUUUCAAUAAGCCAGGAGCCAAGUGUCAAAGAAAGAUGCCGUGGAUGUGGAGAGGGGAGUGUAUGCCAGCUUCUAGAAGUGAGUUUAACAGAAUUCAGCAGCAGUUAGAAAAUGAGAAAUUUCCCUCUCAGAUGCCUGGUGGAGAUCCUAGACCAUUCCAUAAACUUACUAAAGAAGAACAAGCUACUAUAGAGAAAAAAAGACUGGCAGAGUACUGUAGAAAAGCUUACAAGAAAAUACAUAGUACAAGGAUGGAGGAAAGAACGGCCACCAUUUGUCAGAAGGAGAAUUCAUUUUACGUUGACACGGUCAGAGCCUUCAGAGACAGACGUUAUGAAUUUAAAGGGUUGACCAAAGUCUGGAAAAAUAAGUUGUCCGAAGCAGAGAAGUCAGGUGAUGCUGCUGAGAUUAAGAGAGCAAAUGGCAUGGUGGUGUUAUAUGACUCGUUACAGCUAGCUCACAAAUGUAUCCUGAAUUCAUUUUAUGGUUAUGUGAUGAGAAAAGGUGCUAGGUGGUACAGCAUGGAGAUGGCUGGGAUUGUGUGUUAUACUGGAGCUAACAUCAUUACACAUGCCAGAGAAAUUGUGGAACAGAUAGGGAGACCUCUGGAACUGGACACUGAUGGUAUAUGGUGUGUCCUUCCUGCUACCUUUCCUGAAAAUUAUGUUGUCAAGUCAACACAUCCUAAAAAGUCCAAGGUCACAGUGUCAUAUCCAGGUGCUAUGCUGAAUGUCAUGGUUAAGGAUUAUUUCACUAAUGAUCAAUACCAUGAGCUCUUGGAUGCCUCAUCUUUGAACUACACCAUCAGAGAUGAGAAUUCUAUAUUCUUUGAAGUGGAUGGACCAUACCAGGCCAUGAUAUUACCAGCUUCAAAAGAGGAAGGAAAGAAGUUAAAGAAAAGAUAUGCUGUGUUUAACUUUGAUGGAUCUUUGGCUGAAUUAAAGGGAUUUGAAAUUAAAAGAAAUGGUGAGUUGCAAUUAAUCAAGAUAUUCCAGUCUUCGGUAUUUGAGGCCUUUCUAAAGGGUGAUUCACUAGAGACAUGUUAUGCUGCAGUUGCCAGAGUAGCUGACUAUUGGUUAGAUGUUCUAUAUAGCCAGGCAGCUAACAUGCCAGAUUCAGAACUGUUUGAGCUAAUCGCUGAGAAUCGUAGAAUGUCCAGAAGUCUAGAGGAUUAUGGGAGUCAGAAAUCAACCUCAAUCAGCACAGCUAAGAGGUUGGCUGAGUUUUUAGGAGAUCAGAUGGUGAAAGAUGCUGGAUUAAGUUGUCGUUAUGUCAUAUCGAGAAAGCCAGAUGGAGCACCUGUUACAGAAAGGGCUAUCCCAUUGGCUAUAUUCCAAGCAGAACCAGGGGUUAAGAGACAUUUCCUCCGCAAGUGGUUAAAGACGCAUGAUCUAGGAGAAAUAGAUAUCAGAGAUAUAUUAGACUGGGAUUAUUACCUUGAGAGGUUGGGUGGUACUAUACAGAAAAUUAUCACCAUUCCUGCAGCUUUACAACAGGUAUCUAAUCCUGUUCCAAGAGUGAGACAUCCUGAUUGGCUGCACAAGAAAAUGUUAGAAAGAAAUGAUGUAUUUAAACAGAAGAAAAUCAGUGAAAUAUUUGCUCCAGCUCAGAAAAAAAUGUUGCAGCACCAGCCGUCCUCCCAGAAAGAUUUGUUUGCAGACGAUAGUGAACAAACAAAUGGUGUAGCAGAUAUGGAAGAUUUUGGCGGGAAAAAGCAGACAUUGAAUGGAAUGGCUCUAUCACAUAAACGUAAACGAAGUAUGGAGAACAGUGAACAAAGUCAGAAUGACACACAGUCCGGUCAGACAUGGAAAGAAAUCUUAGGGCCUGUUCCACCAAUGGGCAAUACCAAGGAUGACAGAAAGGUUUGGUUGGAAUAUCACAAGAAAAAAUGGCAGCUGCAGGCCAAGGAUAAACAAAAUAGAAAGAAAAGAAGGAUUGACUUUGGGGAUGUACCCAUGGGUGUGGCUACCUCUACUAGGACUGGUCUUGGGGGAUUUUUAAGGAGGACAGCAAGAAGUAUUAUGGACCUCCCUUGGCAGAUAGUUCAGCUGAUGGAGACAGGUCACCCAGGACAGUACAAGUUAUGGGCCUUGAUUGGUAAUGACUUACAUGCUAUGAAGCUGAAUAUACCCAGAAUAUUUUAUGUGAACCAGAAAUCUCCAAAGGAAGGUGAAGGAGCAUUAUGGAAGAAAGUGAUGAAGACCUUACCUAGAUCCCAUCCUGUGAUGAAUUUAUACCAAUAUGCUGUUCCAGAGGCAGAUUAUCUAGAACAUAUCAAUGAAAUAAGUGCAGAUUUAUCUUCUCCUGAUAUAGAGGGAGUAUAUGAAACACAAGUGCCUUUAUUGUUUAGAGCUCUUGUCAGAUUAGGUUGUGUUGUCACAGUCAACAGAGAUUUUGCAAGAUAUAUGUCUGGACGGGAAACUGAUACAUUUGACAUGGAGAACUUAGACUUUAGAACUAUGGCACAGUUCUCAUACAUACAGCCAGGAUCUAUGAAACAUCUGUAUUUAUAUCAUCAUGUUUGUGGAAGUAAAAUGAUCUUUGGAUUGUUCUCACCAAUGUCCAAGAAAUGUAACAUGUUUGUUGUGGACACUGUCCGUAGUGACCAACUGCCCAACCUGCCAGCCUUGUAUAAUGCUGAAAGAAACUCCAGAGUAACUGAAGGAAGAGAUGAGGAAACUCUACCGCAGGCUCAUCAUACCUUUGAUGCUAAGUUAGAGAAAGAUGUCAGAAAUGUGUACAGAGCCAUACAGAGAACAUUAUCAUCAUAUAAAGAUGAAAAACGGGGACCAACAUUCAUAGCUGUACAAUCUCCACAAGAUUUCCAACACUUAACAUCAGCCAUGCCUGGACUGCUAGAUUUCCCAUUGGUACCUGUACAUGUUACUGACAGGGAGGAUCUAUAUAAUGUUUUGGAUUGGCAGAGGAAGGGCUGUAGAAGGAUGAUUCAACAUUAUCUUAAUGUGGAUAUUAUUCUGAAUGGUUAUAUGGAACAGUGCCGCUAUCUUCACAUACCUGUAGGUAACAUGCCCAAAGAUGUUACCUUAUUUGGAUGUGAUCUAUUUUUUGCCCGCCAUCUACACAAACAUAACCAUGUCCUGUGGUGUUCCCCUACAGAGAGACCAGACCUCGGUGGUAAAGAAGCUGAUGAUAAUAGACUAUGUACAGAAUUGGAAGAGAGUACCAGUUGUGAAUUGAAUCAUCCUGGAGCUUUUCCUACAGUCUGUGUUGAGCUUGACAUUGCUAGUCUGGCUGUUAAUACUAUUAUAGAGUCUGCACACGUGAAUGACCAAGAAGGUGCCAGUGCUGUGAGUUUUGAUAUUUUACCACAGACGUCAUUGGAGGAAAUGGUCCAGGGACAAGGUGCUGCCACCUAUCUGGCUAGCUAUGAUGAAACGGCUUUGUGUUCAGCAACAUUCAGAAUUUUGAAAGGAAUGGUACAAGGUUGGGUGAGAGAUGUCACACAUUAUAACAAUGUAUUUGCUGACAAUCAGAUUAUACAUUUCUACAGGUGGCUGAGAUCCUCUGGUGCCAUGUUGUAUGAUCCAGCAUUGAGGAGGACAUUACACAAUAUGAUGAAGAAAGUCUUUAUGCAGUUAAUUGCUGAGUUCAAGAGGUUAGGGUCUACAAUAGUGUAUGCCAACUUCAACAGAAUGAUUCUAUGUACCAAGAAAAGAAGAUUAGUGGAUGCCUUAGGCUAUGUAGAAUACAUCACUAACAGCAUAAAAUCUAGAGAACUAUUCCAUCUGAUAGAUAUGACUUAUGAACAGUGUUGGGAAUAUCUUGUAUGGUUAGAUCAGGCAAACCAUGGAGGUAUAAAGGGAAAGUUGCCAUCAGAACAACCACUAGAACAGAGCCAGCCAGACCCUGAUAAAGAGGCCAUGAGGGAAGAUACUGAUACAGAGGAGGAUGACACAGAUAAACCUGACGAUGAGGUGGAGGUCCUUAACAAAUCUAAUGAAGAUGACGAGCCUGAGAUAGAAAUGAACUGGAACAUCAUGCAAUUUUUACCAGAAGCAGGUGCUUGUCAGACAAAUUUCAAUAUGAUUGUAGCAGGAUACAUACUGUCAAUAUAUAAUAACAUGCAGGAUGAACAGAGAAGAAUGACACCUGGGAAUACACCUGUCAAACGACGUCACAACAGUCAGUCACAGACACCUGUAGUUCCACCUGAUACCACACCAUCAUCAGUAUCAUUUGCUCAGGAUCUCAUUCAGGGAGAUUUAGCACAACAAAUGUUUGCAAUAACUCAGAAAAUCAAUAAGAAGUUAUCAGGAAGUAGAAACACAAUAGCUGCUGAAUUUCCCCAGCCACCAGGAUCACAUUUACAGCUCAAAAAUCCAGCACUAGAAUUUGUCAAAGCUAUAUGUAAGGUACUGUCAUUAGACAACAACAUAAACAUUCAGGUGACCAAGAUGAAAAGAGAUUUGUUGAAGCUGAUAGGACUUGGAGAGUUUUCAGAAGAAUCACAAUUUAAGGAUCCUUGUCUUUCCUACGUCCUUCCAGAGGUCAUCUGUAAACACUGUAACCAUGUCAGAGACCUUGACCUUUGUAGAGAUCCAUAUAUGAACAAAGAUGGAACUGGGUGUCCAUGGUCCUGUAUCCAGUGCCACAAUGUUUAUGAUAUAACAGAGAUAGAACAGAACUUAUUAGAUUCUAUACAUCGGAAGUCUAUGGGUUAUGUACUACAAGAUUUAAAGUGUACCAAGUGUCAAGGGGUUAAAGAGGACAACAUGGCCAAGUAUUGUACAUGUGCUGGGGAUUUUGUAAACUCUGUAGAUAUUGAUGAAUUUGCACAGAAACUGAGAACAUUCAAAGGAAUAGCAAGUCAUUACAACAUGAUAUUAUUACAAGAAACAGUAAAUUGGAUUAUGAAAAUGAACCCACAGAUCAAAAGCUGACAACAGAAGUGAUUGGAAAACUAUCAACACAUUAAGCUUUGAUAAGCUGAAAACAGAAAGGAUUGUAACACUAUCAACACAUUAAGCUUUGAUACGCUAAUGUUAAAAAAAGGAGUGGAAACACACAACUAUUCAAAUCAAUUCACAAAAUUCAUUGUACAUGUAGUUACAAAAAUAUUAAACUUAAAUAAAUUCAUAAAUGAAAUGAGUAAUAUAAUUGUGAAAUUGUUUUGUAACUGUAAAUUUAUUUGAUUGUUAUUUAUAUAUUUAAAUGUACAAAGCUUGAUUAUAGAGUAAAAUGAUGUCUAAACAUUUGUGUCU